Daucus carota subsp. sativus is the source of this 393-nucleotide messenger RNA. RefSeq names its product vegetative cell wall protein gp1. NCBI's taxonomy places the organism in Eukaryota, Viridiplantae, Streptophyta, Magnoliopsida, Apiales, Apiaceae. The record is from RefSeq and is a predicted model, not a curated record. The transcript has a single exon. The coding region runs from base 1 to 393 and encodes 130 amino acids.
AUGGCGUUGAGAUCAAGCAUGACGACGAUGAUUUUAACACAAACACUCUUAUUUUUAUUCGUUUCUACGCUCGUAACCGCUGGAUCUCCUUCCCCUCAGCCCGCACUCGCUCCUCCUGCGCAUGUUCCUUCUGCGUCUCCCAUUUCCCCCUCUCCCGUCGCCCACUCACCGACACCGACACCAUCUCCGGUUGAACACUCCCCGGCUCCGACGCCGCCUUCCGUGAUCGCUCCCUCUAAAUCUCCGUCUGGAGGGGUGGUGGUUUCUCCCGCGCAGUCUCCGUCUAUCUCUGACGUUCCUGCCGCUGCACCUGUUUCGCACGGCGUUGUAUACAGAGGCUCUGUUGGAUUGGUGGCGGUUAGCAUAUUGACAGUUGUUGCUUUAGCAGCGUAG